CUUGUUUAGCUGCUGUAAUUGUGCAGAGUCCGAAGCUUUGACUCAUACCAGACUUCACUCAUGCAAGGAGCUACGGAGUGACUGGCAUGUGCGAGCACCAGUAACUUUGCAGCAUUAAGCGCAGUGUUCCGGUGGGAAACAGGAAAUGAGAAAUGGAAAUACACAAGGGGUUCUACCACGGAAGAAGAGCGAGUGGAUUUAAACCCACAAUGGGAAUAAAACUCCGAAAUCCGUCUCAGAUAGCGGCAGUUUGGCUCGGAUUGCAGCUCCUAACCUGGGCUGCUGUUCCAGGGUCAGCGGUAGACGUUUACACUCCAGCAGAGCUCUUUGUUGAAAACGGGACGGAUGGAACUCUCCGAUGUACCUUCACAUCCAAAGAGCUGGUCAGCAGCGGAACCUCCUUCUCCUGGAACUUCCAUCCCGAGGGGGGAGGAGACGCGGUCUCUUUGUUCCACUACACGGGAGGGAAGCCCUAUUUCGGGAAAACCCCCCAGUUCAAAGACAGGGUGCGAUGGGUUGGAGACCUGAACAAGAGAGACGCGUCCAUCUCCAUAACCAAAAUGAUAUUCAAGGACAACGGCACCUACUCCUGUGAUGUGAAAAACCCACCUGAUAUUGAUGUGAAGCCAAGUAGUAUACAGCUUCGAGUUGUGGAGAAAGUUUCCGUUGAAGGGUCUCUUCCCCUGUCCAACGCUGGCGUGAUUGCCGGAGCAGUGAUCGGAGCCAUCCUGGGGUUGCUCCUCAUCAUCGUCAUUGUGUUUUACCUGCUUUUCAGAAGGAAGCAGGCCAGUAAGGACUACAUUGGCUGCAGCUCCUCUGAAAGCGUGGUUCCUCAAGAGACGCGGGCGCUGAAGAAAGAGGUCUCAGAUAAAGAGGACUCGAAAUGCAGCAGCCCCUCCGGUCCUGCACAGGGCCCAGUAAUUUAUGCUCAGCUGGAUCAUUCAGGGAAGAAGAUGUCAAACACAGUCUACAAAACUGAGUCAGUGGUCUAUGCUAACAUCAGGAAGGAAUAAAAACAAAAAACUGGAAUAUUUUGGUUCGAUGCGAACAAACCCUGGACCAAUGCAUGUGUGAAUAUAUGUAAACAUAUUCUAUUUAGUCAUUGCAGAAAGCAUUGCAUGUUGGUAAGUGUCCGGUAUGCACAAGUCACUGUUGGAACUUGCAAAGCAUACUGCUUGCUCCCCACAUUGAAUUCAUCUACAAUCUGAAUGUCCUGUACUGACCUGCUUUUAAAACAUUCCUACAAUCAAACUCAUCCUGCAUCUUCGUUGAGGGGGUCCUGCACCUUACAAAUGAAACUGCUUGAAGUAGGCAUGCAAAAAUCUGAUACAGUCCAUCCUGCAAAAGACAGUAGUCCUGUGAUGCAGUAUCUACAACUGUAGUCCCAGCAAUCCAUGCUUUACUAUACUGAUUAGGGUAGAUUCCUUGUCCAUAGAGAUUGUAGGGCAAGGUGCUGGUGACCUACUGUGUCUUCUGGGUUUCAUUCCAACUGAGCUCUGUUACUUAACUAGACCCUUAAUUGAACUAAUAAUUUGCUUAAUUAGACCUUUUU
Molecule: messenger RNA, 1552 nt
Organism: Polyodon spathula (Mississippi paddlefish)
Lineage: Eukaryota; Metazoa; Chordata; Actinopteri; Acipenseriformes; Polyodontidae
Gene: mpzl1l
Product: myelin protein zero-like 1 like
Exons: 6
Coding region: 153-1013 (286 amino acids)
Cellular component (GO): membrane; cell surface; focal adhesion
Source: RefSeq, a predicted model, not a curated record